AUGUCGGGGUCUGAUGGCGGAGGCGAUUUCACUAUGUGCAUAUAUCAGCGCGUCAACUUCGCUUCCUUAGCGGCCGAGCGCGUGCACCCAGCGUUUGUCUCUGCGGUGUUCAUCCAGCGCUACAAAUUGACUAUCCAAUUACAAUACCUAGAGUCGCAGAUUGUCGACCUAAAGCAGUCGAAUCGGAACUACGCGCAGCGUUUCUUCUGUUCGGCGAUGGCGGCGCCACCUACUCCGCAUCCUUCGGCGACAUCAAUGAAUAGUUGGGGUUAG
Molecule: messenger RNA, 273 nt
Organism: Peronospora matthiolae
Lineage: Eukaryota; Oomycota; Peronosporomycetes; Peronosporales; Peronosporaceae
Source: the annotation of a GenBank genome assembly